CCGAACGACGCCACCAAUAUACGACAUUAAUCACUCAGUCACAAUGGCAAUUGCAUCCAGGGCUGCCGAAUGCGCCCAAUUAUUCGACAAGUAUCCGAGGACACUGGAUGGGGACGAGCUGCUCAAGCAGGACAUGGAAAACGAAAUCUUCCGGUUCAACCUGUGGGCGGCAAAUAAUUUCAUACUGACCCCAGGCCGAGCUUCGAUGGACUGGAGAUUGCGGAAUGCCCCAUUGCUGCAAUCGACGAUGGCCGAGUUGCUGGAUGACUUGAAAGCUGACCUUAUCAAGCAGUCUACUUUUCCAUUCAAUUCCACCAUUCCUACUGGAAUGCCAUAUGAAAUUCCCCUUCAUGCUGUCAGUGAGACGCUGGAUGGCCUUUUCCGCUUGUCUCGUGCCAUCCGUCGCUCGGGAAUUCUCCGCAGAUACGUCAAAGUUGGGAACUAUGUUGAGUUUGAUGAGAAUGGCGUAAAUCUGACAGAAGCGUUUAGAAACGGUGCAAAGACGCUCAUAGAGUUCCGCAUGAAGGAAUCCAAGGCGAGUAAUGGCCUGCGUGAACGCAUUAUCAAUACCGUCUGUUUGCGCCAGCAAUAUUUUUCUUACCUGAAAGCCAAGAAGGCCACAAACGCUCCAAUAUCAGGGGCUGACCAGAGCCAUCAAUCCACUCCAAGGUCAGCACUCAGGGCCACAGCCAGCGUUACGGGUUCCCUUACGUCGAAGGCACAAGGAGCUGCGAGACAGCAAUCAUCACCUAUGCGAAGGCCUGGCCCGUCUACUAUGACAGCGACAACAGCUCAACCCGAUCGAAUACCUAAGGCUUACUCUGUAAAGUCGGCCCAUGAACAGCAGACCUAUGAUGUGGAUUGUAAUGAUGCGGAUAUCCCUCCACCACCAAACGUGUCUGGCAACCGCAAGGAGUCAGAGUGUCCAUACUGCUUUCUGGCUUGUUCUAAAGAAGAGCUGAGCGGAAGAAGGUGGAUGCACCACAUUAUUCAGGACCUCAUGCCAUAUAUUUGUGUCCUGGAGCCUUGUCCUACCCCAAAUUCUCUUUUUGAGUCGGGCAAGGACUGGUUGAGUCACAUGAAGAACCAGCACCCUGUCAGUGGUUGGACCUGUGUCGAUAGCACACACGAUACGACAUUCUUCUUUCAGUCAGAGUCUGGCUUCAGGGAGCAUUUGCAUCAAUACCAUGAAGACCAAUUCGACGACGACGACGAUAUCGAUGAUAUCGCGGCCGCAUGCUAUCAAAAACUACCCGACGAUAUCAUCAUACGGGAAUGCCCUUUCUGUCCUACAGUGCAGAAACUAGAACUAAAGCCGAAGGAUAUGAUAAAUCAUGUCGCAAACCACCUUAUUUCGCUGGCACAAAUCUCUCUUGCAGGACAUAUAGAUGACGGGCGGUCGCAAUCAGCAUGGUCCGGAUCAAGCAGGGACUCAAGUUCGCUUCCAGCCAGUAUCGGAUCUCUUCCGGAACGAUUACACUCGGAAUUCAGAGAUGACGAUGAGACUGAAUAUCUCGCCUCCGUAUCAGGUGAGGUGAUCCCAGAUGCAGAUGAGGAGCUGAUUUAUGCCUUGUGGCAGAAAGUCCAAAAACCACAGGACGAUCCCUCACUGGAUUUGACACUUCGCCACUUCAUCGCUCAAUCUGGAAUGCAAGCGAAGGUGACCACAGAAGGCGCCGCUGUGGGGCAGAGCUUCGAGAAGGGACAGGCUACGGCACCCGAGCUGGACAGGAGCAGCGAAGACAGCGCGGGUGUACUACAAGAAACAGCUAGAGAAGGCAGUCUAAAGAUUGUUGAGAUGUUUGACGAGGAGGGAAACCCAAGGUUGGAUGAUGAGAUUACGGAUGAUGUCCCGCCGUUUCUGUGCCAAUCAGACUCAGAGAUUUACGACAAGUUUGAGGAACUCGAAAAGGAGGAAAGGAUGCGUCUGAAUGAAGGCAUGCUGACCAACGAUCCUGCCCAUCCCUACGCCCUUGAACAAGAUCCCGAAGUCAGCGCCCGCAAUCGAUAUGACAAUGUACAGGCAUGGGCCAACUCCCGCAUUCAUCUGCGGGUCCCGGAGGGCGAAUGUGAUUUUAUCAACGCCUCACCGAUCAUACUGAGGGACUCGGUCACGCAAGAGGAGAGGACAUACAUUGCGACGCAGGGCCCUAUAAUUGGUUAUCUCUCGCACUUUUGGCAUAUGGUUUUCCAUGAAAGCAAAGAUGUGGCUGUCAUUGUCAUGUUGACGCAGACCUUCGAGGCUGGACGGGAAAAAUGCGCACAGUACUUUCCUCUGCACCCGGACCAGGCUUCGAUGUUCCUGGGUGAGAAGUCUACUGGAAACCCACUCCCAGAGGUGAAGGCGGAAACAGUACAGGCUAAAGAGGCCACCCCCGCUGAGCCUGCUGCUGUUGACCAGCUUGACGCCGAGGACACUGCCUCCGAAGAAGUAUCCAAGGCCACCAAGGAGAUGACUUCGACUCCCGCGGCCGAGAAAAUUGAGACAGCAGAGGCGGAAAGAACUUCUGGAACCACCAUUGAUGGCUACCCUGUUGCUGAGGUGGUUGUCAACGAGGAAUCUCCCAAGGAGUCAAACAGAAUCACUGCUGCUCAGAAGUCAGGUGCAUUCGUGACUGAUCCAAACAGCCAGGAGGAACUCCCCGACAAUAUUGGCAAAAUCACCUUGUUAGAGUCAAUGUUUGAUGUCAAGUCUCGCUCGGAGAUUCGCAAGCUCGAGUUGACUAUCGGCUCAAAGACGAAAAUCGUGUGGCAUUUUCUCUUUGCCGGCUGGCCAGAAUAUUCCAAGCCCGAAGGCGACGAUCGCGAGGCGCUCCUUGAACUGAUCAAAUUAUCAGCUUCCAAAUCGGGGCCUCAGAAUCCACGUGUGGUCCACUGCAGCUCAGGAGUCGGCCGCACGGGAACUUUCAUCGCCCUUGAUCAUCUCCUCCAAGAGCUUGAAUCGGGCCAGUUGCUGCAGCUAGCCGAUCCCGAUAUUGACCCUGUCUUCGAAACGGUUAACCAGAUGCGCGAGCAACGCAUGACGAUGGUUUACAACGUGAAGCAAUUUCAGUUCAUCUAUGACGUGCUCCGAGAGCAAACGGAUAUCAAACUGGGUAAGGUUCGGCCACGAAACAAUGGAUCACUUGGGAGCCAGAUGGAGGAGGACAUCCUGCACCCAACCUUCCAUAUGCCAGAUGCGCCGAGCAGUGCUAGUAGGAAGAAGUCAACAGAAGAGCCACCACAAAAACAGUGGCAGUUCAUUGACGCAUCUGACAACAGCGGAAGCACUCUAGCUGAAGCAAAGCGCCAUAUUAUGCAGGAAUAUAUGCGUCAAAUACGGCAUAGGCCCGUCCAGUCUGGUGUUAAAAUCAGAGACAGUCCAUCACACGGAAAGAAGAAAGAAUAG
This is a messenger RNA of Aspergillus welwitschiae, 3388 nucleotides long. RefSeq lists its product as uncharacterized. The transcript has 6 exons. NCBI's taxonomy places the organism in Eukaryota, Fungi, Ascomycota, Eurotiomycetes, Eurotiales, Aspergillaceae. Gene Ontology annotation, biological process: protein dephosphorylation. Bases 44 to 3388 code for a protein of 1114 amino acids. Gene Ontology annotation, molecular function: protein tyrosine phosphatase activity. The record is from RefSeq and is a predicted model, not a curated record.